AUGUUAAGAAACCAAAGUUGCGCCAGGCUUGUCAAGCCCAUCGCGACCCCUAAAGGAAGACUGCUGAGAAGACCGUGCUACAGGCACGUCUCGACUGGCAGCAGUGCCAACGCUGGCGGCGGCGCCGGCAGCGCCGCCAGCAGCCAGUGGUUCAAGUACUCGGUUAUUGCUUCCUCCGCUACGCUGUUCGGCUAUCUGUUCGCCAAGAACCUGUACUCUAAGGAGACCAAGCAGGACCUGAUCGAGCGGCUGGAGAUGGUCAAGAAGAUCGAUCCGGAGAACUCCACGUUGAAAUUGUCCUCGCUGGACUCGCCGGACUAUCAGCACGACCCUGUUAAGAUCGACCAGGUUGUCGGAGAGCUGAAGCAUCUGCUAGGCGACGACCCGGAAAACUACUCCGAGUCGACCUCUGACCUAGACGCUCACUCGGAUACAUACUUCAACACGCAUCAUCCGUCCUCGGAGCAGAGACCCAAGAUCAUUCUGUUCCCUCACACUACCGACCAAGUCUCCCAAAUCCUGAAAAUAUGCCACGAUAACAACCUCCCAGUGGUGCCCUUCUCGGGCGGAACCUCUCUUGAGGGCCAUUUCUUGCCCACAAGGAUCGGCGACACCAUUACCGUGGACCUGUCCAAGUUUAUGAACGGCAUCGUCAAGUUCGACAAACUGGAUCUGGACAUCACCGUCCAGGCCGGUCUACCGUGGGAAGAUUUGAACGACUUCCUGGGCGACCACGGCAUGCUGUUCGGCUGUGACCCUGGUCCAGGUGCCCAAAUUGGUGGUUGUAUUGCUAACUCUUGUUCUGGUACCAACGCCUACCGCUACGGCACCAUGAAGGAGAACAUCAUAAACAUGACCGUGGUACUACCUGACGGUACCGUUGUCAAGACCAAGAAAAGACCCAGAAAAUCGAGUGCCGGUUAUAAUCUCAACGGGUUGUUUGUCGGAAGUGAGGGGACUCUGGGCAUUGUCACUGAGGCCACUGUCAAGUGUCACAUCAAGCCCAAGGCAGAAACCGUCGCUGUUGUGUCCUUUGACACUAUCAAGGAUGCCGCUGCGUGCGCCUCUAGUCUUACCCAAAACGGUAUACAACUGAACGCCAUGGAAUUGCUGGACGAAAACAUGAUGAAACUGAUCAACGCCUCUGAAUCCACAGACAGGUGCGACUGGGUCGAGAAACCAACAAUGUUUUUCAAGAUUGGCGGCAGAUCUACAGACAUCGUCAACGCCGUUGUGGAUGAAGUCAAAGCUGUUGCCCAACAAAACCACUGCAACAGUUUUAACUUUGCCAAAGAUGAUGACGAAAAAUUGGAACUAUGGGAAGCCAGAAAGGUCGCCUUAUGGUCCGUGUUAGACGCCGACAAGAGUAAAGAUAAAUCCGCCAAAGUAUGGACCACCGACGUGGCUGUCCCACUAUCUCAGUUCGACAAAGUCAUUCAUGAAACCAAAAAGGACAUGCAGGCAAGUAAAUUGAUCAACGCCAUCGUCGGCCAUGCAGGUGAUGGUAACUUCCAUGCCUUCAUUGUAUAUAGGACCCCUGAAGAGCAUGAAGUGUGUAGCCAAUUGGUCCAUAGAAUGGUCAAGAGAGCCCUGGAUGCCGAAGGUACAUGCACAGGUGAGCAUGGGAUUGGUAUCGGUAAAAGAGAGUACUUGGUGGAAGAACUAGGUGAGGCUCCUGUUGAUUUGAUGAGAAAAAUCAAACUGGCCAUUGAUCCGAAGAGAAUCAUGAACCCGGACAAGAUUUUUAAAAUUGAUCCUAAUGAACCCGCCAAUGACUAUAAAUGA
Messenger RNA from Saccharomyces eubayanus, 1785 nucleotides. RefSeq names its product D-lactate dehydrogenase (gene DLD1). NCBI's taxonomy places the organism in Eukaryota, Fungi, Ascomycota, Saccharomycetes, Saccharomycetales, Saccharomycetaceae. The record is from RefSeq and is a predicted model, not a curated record. Gene Ontology annotation, biological process: lactate catabolic process. Bases 1 to 1785 code for a protein of 594 amino acids. Gene Ontology annotation, cellular component: mitochondrion. Gene Ontology annotation, molecular function: FAD binding; D-lactate dehydrogenase (cytochrome) activity; D-lactate dehydrogenase (NAD+) activity. The transcript has a single exon.